CGGAUAUCGUUAGCAGAAGACGAUGGCUCUGUAUAUCUUGACUCUUUCAYUUAUAAAUCUUAUAGCAGGUGCAUCUCUUGCUGAAUCUGCGCGUAACAUAGAGAGUCGAUUAAUGCAGCACAUUCUAAAAGACUACGAUACCAGCACACGCCCAGUGGCAAACRUAUCAAGUCUUGUUAAUGUUAAAGUUGGUAUAAAUUUACAGCAGAUAAUCAAUGUGGAUUUUCACCACGAGAUGCUAACUCUAUUAGUAUGGAUAAGAAUAUUUUGGAAAGACGAGUUUGUUACCUGGAAGCCAGAAGAUUUUGGUGGCUUGAAGUCAAUUAUUAUCAAUUAUCAAAAGAUCUGGGUUCCAGAUAUUACUCUCUUCAAUAGUGUAUUUCAGAAACCUGGAGAAAUCAAACUAAAAAUGCUUGACAAUUUGGAUGCGACUCACACUGGUGAUAUCAAAUGGUCCUCUCCUGCUAUCAUAUCGUCAAAAUGCAAAAUGGAUGUUACCUCUUUUCCUUUUGACAAGCAGCGGUGCCAUCUUGAGUUUGGGUCCUGGGUAUACAACGGUGCCAAGCUAGACGUUCACCAGAAUUUGCAUUAUGUAGACAACGAAAGCUAUUCACAGAACGAGGAGUGGACAUUUUACAAUAGUAAAGUUGAAAAACUGCGCAAGAAAUUCCACUGCUGCCCGGAUCCUUGGCCGAGUGUGCUCUUUACAAUGUUCAUCAAGCGACGUCCGACAUUUUUCAUGCUCAACCUUAUUGUCCCAUGUGGACUUAUUACUACUCUUUCGAUAUUUUCCUUCAUUUUGCCACCCAGCUCAGGAGAAAGAGUGUCCUUCAUCAUGACAGUGUUAGUAGCUUAUUCAGUUUACAUGAUGAUAGUAGCCGAAGAGAUGCCUCAUUCUUCUGAAACUCCGUUGGCUUCCGUUUUCUUUGUGUUCAUCAUGGUCCAGCAAGCUGUUUCUCUCGCAGCUACAUGCUGUAUCAUAAGAUUUCACGACAAUGACACACCAAUACCCAGGUUGWUUGCUAUCAUAGUAAACAAAUGGCUGGCUCGUUUGCUUUGGAUGAGAUCUGAGAAGGGAAUCGUCGCUCCUUGCGAGGCUAAAAACGAUGACCUUAUUAUAAAGAGAUCKUUCUACGAAAAUAGCAACUUCAAAAAYGAAGAUGACGAUAUGGCAGAAACAAAAGUUAAUGACAAUUCCAAAMCGAUGAAUGACAAUGUAGAUUUACAACCAAAUCGAAAGGAUGAAACACUUCAAACAGAACUUGGAAAACUGAACAAGGAGGCUAAAGUCAUUGCCGAUCGCUUUCGCGAACACAAAGCAAAGAAAGUACUUCAGGAUGACUGGAUGUUCGCCACACAAGUUUUGGAUAGGUUUUUCAUCAUUCUUUUAGGAGUGAGCGUUUUUUUGUGCAUGUUGUUAAUYCUGCUAUACAACUAUAGGGUGUUAGAGUAAUCUCAGUUUUCUCGUACCACUACAGAAAUUGCCAGUGAAAAAAAGAAAAAAAUGGUCAAUUAGAGCGACGGUCAUUGUCUCGAAGAUUCGAUCAGAAGAAUUCUUGACAAUAACUCCAGCAGUAUUUCUGAUGAUCAAUCGGAAUGUUAUCUGGAAUCGUAAUCAGGACAUAAGCUAUUCAUAAUGUGUACUGUAAGUAGGGCCAUCGCGAUGUUUUAAUACAAGACAUACCUUUGAAACGAAAUCUUCUUCCCCAGUGUCAAUCACUAAAAAGGAAGUCCCUAAAUCUUCCGUGUUCAGUGAAAAUACUCAAGGAAGACUGUCAAAGAUUACCAUUUUCGAAGCAAGAUUAAUCAGAGCAGGCAUAAGACUUCAUAAUAUUUCGUUGAUAUACAGCCUUUUGCAAAAAUUAUGAGAAUUGUCUAA
Molecule: messenger RNA, 1879 nt
Organism: Exaiptasia diaphana
Lineage: Eukaryota; Metazoa; Cnidaria; Anthozoa; Actiniaria; Aiptasiidae
Product: neuronal acetylcholine receptor subunit alpha-9
Exons: 5
Coding region: 23-1453 (476 amino acids)
Biological process (GO): monoatomic ion transmembrane transport; chemical synaptic transmission; signal transduction
Cellular component (GO): synapse; neuron projection; membrane
Molecular function (GO): extracellular ligand-gated monoatomic ion channel activity; transmembrane signaling receptor activity; neurotransmitter receptor activity
Source: RefSeq, a predicted model, not a curated record